Messenger RNA from Momordica charantia (bitter melon), 1670 nucleotides. It is a transcript of the gene PTAC13, whose product is annotated as plastid transcriptionally active 13. Lineage: Eukaryota; Viridiplantae; Streptophyta; Magnoliopsida; Cucurbitales; Cucurbitaceae. Gene Ontology annotation, biological process: DNA-templated transcription elongation; transcription elongation-coupled chromatin remodeling. The record is from RefSeq and is a predicted model, not a curated record.
CAAUAAGAUGUACCCCGAUUCUCCAUCCGCCAUUAGCCCGCGGCCCCGCAAUGCCGACAGAUCGGCUCGCAACCAAAUUAUCUUCUUCUCCACCAAACGACAAUGGGAGUUGCAAUAACGACCACUCAUCGGCGUUUUCGUCACCGGUGACUCCGGAGCCGAGCCAGUAGUCGGAAAACCGAUUUCUGCAAAGAACAUGGCCUUUGGGCUUCUGCCGUGGAGUUCAAUUUCUCUCCGCUCUUCCUCUUUCCCUGCCCUUUCCUUCUCUCUCUCCUCUUCCAAAUGCACCCAAUUAUCCAUCUCCGCCGCCCUCGAAACCGCCGCCGCCGACGAUGUCCAGCAGCUGUCGGCCCGGGAGAGGAGGAGGCUGAGGAAUGAGAGAAGAGAGAUUAAAACCACUACCAAUUGGAGAGAAGAAGUGGAAGAGAGGCUCUGUAAGAAGCCGAAGAAGGAAUUUGCCUCUUGGACUGAGAAGCUCAACCUCGAUUACCUCGCUAAAUUGGGCCCUCAAUGGUGGGUUAUGAGGGUCGCUCGCGUUAGAGGUCAGGAAAUUGUCGAACGCCUCGCCCGUUCUCUUGCUAGGAACUACCCCGACCUCGAUUUCAAGAUAUAUUACCCAUCAGUCCAGGAGAAGAGGCGACUAAAGAACGGUACUUACAUGGUUAAACCAAGAGCUGUUUUUCCUGGAUCUGUAUUUAUAAGGUGUAUCAUGAACAAGGAGAUACAUGACUUCAUUCGAGAGUGUGAUGGAGUUGGAGGCUUUGUUGGCGCGAAGGUCGGGAAUACGAAACGACAGAUAAACAAACCAAAGCCAGUAUCUGAAGCUGAUAUGGAAGCAAUCUUCAAAGAGGCAAAGGAAGAGCAAGAAAGACAUGACCAGGAUUUUCUUGAGAAAGAGCAAGAGAAAGCUCCAAACUCUACCAUACACAAGACUGACUUAGAUACAAAUGGUACUACUGCUACAAAGCCCAAAGGAAGAUUGAAAAAAGCCGUUAAUGCUUUGUCUCCUGGGUCAACUGUUCGGGUGGCAUCCGGGACUUUCGCAGAAUUUGAAGGCUCUCUUAAGAAGCUGAACCGUAAAAGUGGAAAGGUAACGGUGGGAUUCACACUAUUUGGGAAGGAAACCCUUGUAGACCUUGACAUUGGUGAUAUUGUAGUUGAGACAACAAAUUGAGGCGAAUCUACUUUCUCAUUGAUGUAAUGGGGAAGAAGAAACUCAUGAAGUUGGAGGAUAAGUAAAGAGCUCUCAACUCACAGGCACAUCCAUGAACAACCAAUGUAUGGAAGAGAGCUAUGCUGCUUGAAUUUCCAAACAGCUCUCACUUUGAUGAACAUCAAUGGAAAUCAGAUCAACUGUGCUGCCUGAAAUUACUCUGCAAUUGGAAAUCAACAGCUCGAAGGAGUUGGCAGAAGCCCGAAUGUAUUGUUCUUUGACUUUUGAGAAAGCAAAAUAGGGAAUAUUUUGAUCCUUAGAACUUUCUUAAUAAAAAAUUUUCAAAAAAGAGGCUGAUUUGGAAUGUUACAGUCCUAUACACUAAACGUUGUAACUAUUCUAAAAUCAGCUCGAACACCCAACAAGGGUGGUUCACUCGUGGUGGGAGAGAGGAAAGAUUCCUUUUUUUAGGGUACGCCAGGAACAAAUUCAAUAAAGAGGUGGAGUCUGUAUCUCA